Lachancea dasiensis is the source of this 1113-nucleotide messenger RNA. The record is from the annotation of a GenBank genome assembly. Lineage: Eukaryota; Fungi; Ascomycota; Saccharomycetes; Saccharomycetales; Saccharomycetaceae.
AUGAAAAGUGCUGCCUUAGGCUUAGUUAAAGAACUCUUCGAUCACCUUUCCAACUGUCGCGUUAACCAGAUUACGACGUUCACGGUGCUUCCUGACGAAUUAUACCCUUACAAUGAGUCAAAAUUUCUGCAUGUCAACGAAACCGCUGUUGAUGAAAUCAUUUGCUCAAAAUCAACAUAUUUAAACCUUUUCUGCGAAGGUCGCCAAUUCCUGAACAGUGAGAGCUCUAAGAACGGUAAUUACCUUGCUACCUUCUGCAUUUUGUCCGUGACACCAGAAGAUCGUAAAGUGCUUCUUCAACAUGAGAAUUUGGUACUUAGACGUUUGAGAGGGAACUCAUGUAAUCAAUGGAAGGCUGACAAAGUGUCUCAGGCCUUUUUCCAGAUAGAGUUGCAAGCAAUCACUCUUCUGCUCACUUGUUCAGUGAAUAGGGUGAACAAAUCUUCGUCUCUCUGGCUUUAUUUCAGAAAAUUGUACGUCUUAGCCCACGAGUUGUUUCCUUCAAUAAUAGUAAAUCAUUCUGGCCUCUUCCUACAGUCUGCCUCCCGCCACGCCUCAAAUUAUUACUGUUGGAACACGUUUCGCUGGAUUUACGAUUUACAGAUUCAGAAAACCAAGGACGCACUCUUGGACACGCUAUGGAAAUUUUGCUUUAGCCAUUCAAUGGACAGUUCUUCUUGGUGGGCUCUAGGACAUGCGCUGCUGGGCUCAACAGACCUUUCACAGCUAUCAAUUGAGGACUAUAGUGCGUUGAGGGCAAAGUUGAACUUACCAAAGCACGAUAAAUCUUAUGCUAAGUUGAGACUUGCAUCGGAGACCACUGGAUGGACCUGUAUGCAAAAGAUUGUGACCUUUAUCGACUCAGCGGAGGUACGGCAUUGGCCAGCAUUUGGUUGUUUGGCGAGGCUGUUACCGUCACUAGAUUUGUUGUCUCGAAAUCAGCUACUUGAAGGGUGGUCGUCUGCAAUUCAAAAGUUUGAAGGCGAGAAUUUCAAGAUAGACGAAAGGUCCAUUACAAAAGCUAUUUACGGCUCUGAGAAUGACUUGUUGUUGCAAAGAUCACUAGAGACACUUCAACUCAAAAAAAAAUACUUGAUUUCAACGACAAGUUGA